Messenger RNA from Thelazia callipaeda (thelaziosis nematode), 1110 nucleotides. The record is from the annotation of a GenBank genome assembly. NCBI's taxonomy places the organism in Eukaryota, Metazoa, Nematoda, Chromadorea, Rhabditida, Thelaziidae.
AUGUGUCAAAUAAAGAUGUUAGUUAAUCUUUUUUAUCUUAGUCUGGAAGAAAGCAGUAAAUCGAAAAAUAAUUUCGUCAUACCUAUGGUGAUGGAAAGGAGUUGGAGAUUUGAGCGUUUAUUGCAACUGAAAAACGAAGGCAAACUUGAUGAAGAAGAGUUGGCCCAGUUACGAUCAGACACAUUGGAUGGUUUGAAAAACAAAACUGGCAGCAGUGUAGAUGCUGAUUAUGAUUCUGUACCAAUUGAAAUGUUUGGUCUUGCUUUAUUGAGAGGCUGUGGUUGGCGCGAAGGCGAAGGCAUCGGGAAAACCAAUAAACGGGUAGUUCCUCUACGAACAUCACACAAUAGACCAAAAGGAAUUGGACUGGGUAUGGAAGUUUCGAUGACAAAACAGAUUGACAAAAAUUCAAGUGCAAAAAAAUCAAAUGUUCUUAAGAAUUCUUCAUUUGUGAAGAUCACGAAAGGAAUCUAUAGGAACUUGUAUGGUAAAGUAGCGAGUUUCGAUGAAGACAACGCAAGCGUUAUCGUCCAGCUGGAUUUGAAUGGCAAGAACGUUCGCGUUAGUCAGUAUGCACUAUUUGUGGUCAAUAGUAAAGAAUAUGAGAGAGAAACUAAAAAUUUUAGUAACGGUGUCAAGCAUUUCAAAGAUAACGUCAGAAGAGAAGAAUGUGAAAUGAGUAUGUUGCUGAAGAAAGAUCACAAAAAUAAAAAAUGUGAAACUAUUAAUCAUGUGUCUAAGCAAGAAAUGUGGGCACAACCAGAAUUAAAAGUGAGAUUCAUCAACGAAAAAUUCAAGGAUGGAAAACUGUAUAAAAAGAAAGUUCGGAUUGUGGAUGCCUCAGAUCGUGAGAAUUGCAUCGUGGAAGACUGCGAUGGGAAUACAUAUUAUCAAAUCAAUGAAUGCUGGCUAGAAACAGUUAUACCAAAAGCAAAGGGUGGACGACUGAUGAUUGUAAAUGGUCCUUAUCGUGGGAGCAUUGCUGUGAUGGAAACUAGAGAUAAGAAAAAACAUACGGUUAUUGCCAGAUUGAUCUCUACGGAAGAGAUCGUAAUCAUGAGUUUUGAUGAUGUUUGUGAAUAUCUUGGAGAGAUUGAUGAUUUGUUAUAA